Papaver somniferum (opium poppy) is the source of this 729-nucleotide messenger RNA. Its product is annotated as 60S ribosomal protein L35a-3-like. Gene Ontology annotation, biological process: cytoplasmic translation; ribosomal large subunit biogenesis. The record is from RefSeq and is a predicted model, not a curated record. Gene Ontology annotation, molecular function: structural constituent of ribosome. Bases 101 to 439 code for a protein of 112 amino acids. Gene Ontology annotation, cellular component: cytosolic large ribosomal subunit; ribosome. NCBI's taxonomy places the organism in Eukaryota, Viridiplantae, Streptophyta, Magnoliopsida, Ranunculales, Papaveraceae. The transcript has 5 exons.
AGGGUUUUGUUUACAGUCUUUUCACUGCCUAUCUCCUCCGUCUCAAUAGUUGCAGCAGCAGAAAGAAGAAGAAAGGCGAUUUUCUUCAUUUUCAGCAAAAAUGGUGAAAGGUCGUGAAGGUGAACGUAUCAGACUCUACGUUAGAGGAACCAUUCUUGGAUACAAGAGGUCAAAGUCGAACCAGUACCCAAACACAUCAUUGGUUCAGAUUGAAGGAGUGAACACCAAAGAAGAAGUACAAUGGUAUGCUGGUAAGAGGGUGGCUUACAUCUACAAGGCUAAGGUCAAGACUAAUGGUUCUCACUACCGAUGCAUUUGGGGAAAAGUUAUCAGGCCUCAUGGUAACAGUGGUGUUGUUCGUGCUAAAUUCACCUCCAACUUGCCACCUAAAUCCAUGGGAAUGAGAGUUAGAGUGUUCAUGUACCCAAGCAACAUCUAAGGUUGAAGAUUACGUCUUGUGGUGGUGAAGUUCUACAUCGCAAACUUUAGUGUUCCGCUAUUGGUAGUAUUCAGUUUAAGUUAUCUUAUUUAGAACUAUCUUUUUGUAGUUGGUAAACAAAUUGGAAGUUACUGUUAAGUUUGAAAAGAAAGCUUUUGUGUCGGUGCUUUCAUAUUAAUUUUAAAUGCUAUUACACUUUUCAGUCAAUUGUUACAUUUAUAAGUGCAACAAAAAAUUGGAACUGCGAUGGGUAACUAUAGUUGGAUAUAUAUCUGGUUAACCAUGCAUCA